Molecule: messenger RNA, 498 nt
Organism: Carcharodon carcharias (great white shark)
Lineage: Eukaryota; Metazoa; Chordata; Chondrichthyes; Lamniformes; Lamnidae
Product: transcription factor HES-5-like
Exons: 3
Coding region: 1-498 (165 amino acids)
Biological process (GO): anterior/posterior pattern specification; regulation of neurogenesis; regulation of transcription by RNA polymerase II
Cellular component (GO): nucleus
Molecular function (GO): protein dimerization activity; DNA-binding transcription factor activity, RNA polymerase II-specific; RNA polymerase II cis-regulatory region sequence-specific DNA binding
Source: RefSeq, a predicted model, not a curated record
AUGGCUCCGACUAAUGCUGCCGACGUUAUCAACAGGGAAUACACAGAGGAUAAAUACACAGCCAAACAGAAAAGCAAAAUAAUGAAGAUUACGAUAGAGAAAAGGCGCCGAGAUCGGAUAAACAGCAGCAUCAACCAGCUGAAGACUUUACUGGGAAGGGAGUUUCAAACUGAAGAACCGAACAUGAAACUGGAGAAGGCGGACAUCCUGAAAAUGACAGUGAAUUACCUGAAGUAUCACAACCAGCCUAACAGCCCAGAGCGCGACUAUAAUGAAGGAUACUCCCGAUGUUUGCAGGAGGCUCUGCGCUUUUUCUCUGCCCAAGAAGGCAAGAACGACAUUCAGAAGAAACUUGUGACCCGUUUCCAAAGAAGUCAACAACUGUGUCCGGCCAAGGGUCUGUCCUGUUCCGCACCUCUCCCGUACUCUGCUACCUGUCAGAGCAGCUCCGAGCAACCAGCUCAGCCUAACCUCGCAGCACUCUGGAGACCCUGGUAA